Ruditapes philippinarum (Manila clam) is the source of this 2242-nucleotide messenger RNA. RefSeq lists its product as uncharacterized. Bases 307 to 2184 code for a protein of 625 amino acids. The record is from RefSeq and is a predicted model, not a curated record. Lineage: Eukaryota; Metazoa; Mollusca; Bivalvia; Venerida; Veneridae. The transcript has 3 exons.
GUUAACCAAAGUUUUCUUUCAGCUUAAUAAACCAUGGUUCUAGAACUGAAAGUUUCCUUUUGAUACACUCGGAUUAAAAUAGCUGUUAUCUAAAAUAUCUACAUAUAACUAAAUGUGGAUUAAUUCCGAAUCAAGGAGUGCAAUGGAUGUUGAUUUUAAAUAAGGAAGAUGCUCUACAUCAAGUUUGCUGGGCAACGUACAGGUUUUUCAGUACAAGAAAAACAGUGCAGUGUUAGGGUUCAUAGCUAUCCAAACCUUUGGAUAUUUUUAUAAAAUAUAUAUUUAAAAGAUUUUGAAAAAAAAAAUAUGGAAGAGGAUUUACAAACCAUACUGCAUCGACAACAACUUUUCUGCUCCGCAUUGAAAUCAUAUUUUUGUACAAAAAUCACAAAAUAUCAAAACAUACUGCUGAAAAACGGUAUACAGCUCUCAGAUCAAAGCGGCGACGAAGAUACCUUCCAUAGUUUACCAAGAUCACAAUCUUUUGAAGACCAUAUCGAGCUCGUCAUUGGACAAAAAUCCGCCUCUCCAAAUGUCUACAAAACUUUCUGGAAGAUUGGGAAUCGAUUAAGUACACUGAAAUUGUUUAGAUGGAUCUAUUUGAUUGUCCAAAGAACCAAAGCUGCCCGAGUUCUGCACCAUCUAGAUGGUGUGUCAGACGAUGAAAUAAAAGCUGUUAUAAAUACUGUAGGACAAGAAAUUGCAGUGGCAUACGAGUACCAACUUUGUCUUCUUGAUGGUGAUUCAGAGAUUAUCAAGUUGGCUCAGCAUGCAGGCGCGUGUUUGGUGACGUAUCUGAAUUCAAAAGAGGCACAUUAUGCUCCCGAGAAUUUGCUGCAAGCAGUUGUAGAGGUUAAACCUAAAAGCAGCAACAACAAAGAAAUUUUAAAGACUCGAGCAAUUUUUAUCAACAAUCACCCAGUUUGUCUUCGGUGGAGACUUAGUCAAGUCUUUAAACAACCGGGACUGAGAACCUCUUCAGAUAAACUGGAUACAGACGUGAGUAAUGAAUCAAGUACAGCUGUUAAAACUGAUGAACAGGUCGUUUACAAGGGGGAAAAUGCAGACUGUAAUCUAAGUAACGCUUCUGAUGCACACCUUCCAGCAGGCGCUGCUCUAACAACGGAUGCUGAGCAGAGCAAAGUCGAGUCAGCUACAGCAGACGACGGUAAAUCAGGUUCAGAUACAAGUGAUGGAGAUAAACGUGUGACAGAUUUUAAUACCAACGCUGAAAAGCUAAGUUUAUGUGUUGAACCUACCACAAACAAAACAAAAAUACGAAGAAGGCUAAAUGAGGUAGACAUGGAUUUUGAAAAAGGCGAAAUGACCAUCACAGAAUGUAGCGUUGAUGCAAGCGAUUUUAGUUCAGUUGGAAACAAAGCAUUAGAUGUUGAAGAUGGAGAUUCUACUUCUAUAGAAGAAGAUCUGAAUUCAGAAAAAGUUGAUAAUUUGAUAGACUUUUUUACAGAGGAAACUUGUGUUAAAGAAGCGGAUGUGUCUAUUCAAGGAAAGGACAAACACAUACGUGAGGAACAUUCAGUCAAUUUCAAUUGCAUACUAGAUGAAAAGACUUCACACAAAGAUCCAACAAAUGAUGAGGUAAAUAGUGUAAGGUUCAAAGAAUGCAACGAAAAUGUUAUUAAUAGAUAUCUAUGCAACGAAAAUAAACACAAUGCCGACAUUAACAUAUCAAGUGAAUCUCAAGCAUCUCCACAUGUUGACAUACAUGAUACAAACAGUAUUUUGUCUGCUCCACAUAGGGUUGAUGUCCAGAAAGAUAUAUUUAUUGGACAAACUUCUGAUUCUAAACGAAAUGUCCAAGAUCCUUGUGAUGUAAAUCCACUCAACGACGACGAACAUAUCAACAGUGAUGAUCAAAUUGAAGUGCACACAUAUCAAUCUGACACUAUUGGCAGUAAUGUUAGUGAUGAAUAUAUGCCUGAUAUUGCCGCUGGUGAUAAAUCCUAUGUUUUCUAUGGUUGUUUUACUCCGUAUGGUGCUAAAUGUAGACCAAAGAUUUACGGUUAUAGAGGACCAUUGCAUAUUUGGAAUGAGGAACAAAGAAGAUAUUCACUUAUUUACAACGACACUGUUACACUCUCAAGAAAACGACAACAAGACAGUAUUAAACCACAACUGAGUUUUCACCAAAAGUAUAUUCCAAAAACAGUUUGCAAACAUUAAGAAUGUAGUAAGCAUUUACUAAAAUCAAAUUGGUCGACCAAUUUAAUUUGGUAAAUGC